ACAGAACAGUGAAAUAAUUGCUACCUUUAUAAUGUAUUCUUCCCCAAAAAUUCUCCAAGUAAAAAAAAAAAAAAAAUUAAUCUAUGAAACAAAUAUGGCAGAGGUGAAAGUUUAUGGUAUUUUUGCAGGGCCCUUUAAUCGAAGAGUUGAAUUAGCCUUGAAACUCAAAGGGGUCGAAUAUGAAUACAUUGAAGAAGAUAGGUCCAAUAAGAGUGCUGAACUUGUUAUGUACAAUCCUAUUUAUAAACAAGUUCCUGUGCUUGUGCAAAAUGGGAAGCCAAUAUGUGAGUCACUAAUAAUUCUUGAAUAUAUUGAUGAGACUUGGCAAGGCACUGCUCCUCUCUUGCCUAAAGAUCCAUAUCAGAGAGCCAUGGCUCGUUUCUUGGCUAGGCUCAUUGAUGAAAAGUUAUUGGGUGCAAUGUACAAAGUUUGUUAUGGCAAAGGAGAAGAAAAGGAAAAAGGUCGGGGUGAAACUUGUGAGGUCCUAAAAUAUCUUGACAAUGAACUCCAAGAUGAGAUAUUCUUUGGAGGAGACAACAUUGGAUUGGUCGACAUCGUUGCCAGUUAUGUAGCUCUCUGGUGUGGAGCAAUUCAAGAAGCAAUAGGAGUGGAACUAUUGACCAAACAAAAAUUUCCCAAGUUAAGCAAAUGGAUUGAUGAGUUCUUGGGCUGUAGAAUUAUCAUGGAAAAUCUCCCUUCUAGAGAAACAUUAGUGCCCUUAUACAAAGCUCAAUUUGAAGCAGCAACUCAAGGCAUCCAGCUGAAACAAGGGUGACAUAUAGGGGUUUAAAAUCUGCUUAUUACUAUAUUUUCAAUUUUUGAAUAAGAAUAUUUAAUACUUCGUUUCCCUGUAAUUUGUCAUUAACAAUAAAGAAUGUUGAACAUUACAUAAGCAAA
Lycium barbarum (goji berry) is the source of this 897-nucleotide messenger RNA. Its product is annotated as probable glutathione S-transferase. Gene Ontology annotation, molecular function: glutathione transferase activity. Lineage: Eukaryota; Viridiplantae; Streptophyta; Magnoliopsida; Solanales; Solanaceae. Gene Ontology annotation, biological process: glutathione metabolic process. Gene Ontology annotation, cellular component: cytoplasm. The record is from RefSeq and is a predicted model, not a curated record. The coding region runs from base 32 to 775 and encodes 247 amino acids. The transcript is spliced from 2 exons.